Molecule: messenger RNA, 1928 nt
Organism: Ornithorhynchus anatinus (platypus)
Lineage: Eukaryota; Metazoa; Chordata; Mammalia; Monotremata; Ornithorhynchidae
Product: putative thiamine transporter SLC35F3
Exons: 8
Coding region: 132-1370 (412 amino acids)
Biological process (GO): thiamine transport
Cellular component (GO): membrane
Source: RefSeq, a predicted model, not a curated record
GAAGUCGGGGUGCGGGCGGUGGGCGGCUGCGGACGCCCCCCGGCCCAGCCCUCUCGGACGGCCGGUCCUGGAGCCCGGGCCGACCCUGCCGGCCCCCCAUCAUGUAGGCGGGGGGUCCCGGGGGGCCCAGGAUGAAAAAGCACUCCGCCCGGGUGGCCCCGCUCAGCGCCUGCAACAGCCCCGUCCUGACGCUCACCAAAGUGGAAGGGGAUGAGCGACCCCCGGCGCCCCCGGCCCCGCCGGCGGAGGCGCAGAGCGGGGCGGCCUGCGGCGGUGGCGGCGGGGCCGGGCCGCGGGCGGCCCUGUGGGGACUGGCCGUGGUGCUGGGGGUCUGUGCCACCUGGGCCGGCUCCACGCAGCUGGCCAAGCUGACCUUCAGGACCUUCGACGCCCCCUUCACGCUGACGUGGUUUGCCACCGCCUGGAAUCUGCUCUUCUUCCCCGUGUACUACGCGGGCCACGUGUGCACGUCGGCCGAGAAGCAGGCCCCCAGGCAGCGCUACAGGGAAUGCUGCCGCUUCUUUGGCGAGAGCGGGCUGACUCUGAAGGUGUUUUUCAUCAAGAUCGCCCCCUUCGGGGUCCUGUGCACGCUGACCAACUACCUGUACUUAUACGCCAUAAAGAAGAUCAACACAACGGACGUCUCCGCGCUGUUCUGCUGCAACAAAGCGUUUGUGUUCUUGCUGUCGUGGAUCGUGCUCAGGGACAGGUUCAUGGGAGUCAGGAUCGUGGCCGCCAUCUUGGCCAUCGCCGGGAUCGUGAUGAUGACCUACGCGGACGGGUUCCACAGUCACUCGGUGAUCGGCAUCGCGCUGGUGGUGGGCUCGGCCUCCAUGGCCGCGUUAUACAAGGUUCUGUUCAAGCUCCUGUUGGGCAGCGCCAACUUCGGGGAGGCGGCCUUGUUCCUGUCGGCCUUGGGAGUCUUCAACCUGCUGCUGGUCUCCUGCGUCCCCGUCGUCCUCUACUUCACCCGGGUGGAGCACUGGGACUCCCUGGGCGACGUCCCGUGGAGAAACCUCUGCGGGUUUUCCUUUCUCUUACUGACGUUCAAUAUCGUACUGAACUUUGGAAUUGCCGUUACGUAUCCCACCUUGAUCUCUCUCGGGAUUGUGCUGAGUGUGCCUGUGAAUGCAGUGGUGGACGGCUACACGAGCGAAAUCUCCUUCAACGGGGUCCGGGUCAUCGCCAUCAUCAUCAUCGGCCUGGGCUUCCUCCUGCUGCUGCUGCCGGAAGACUGGGACUCCUGGCUCCUCCGCCUCCUCGCACGCCUCAAGGCCCGGAGCAAGGAGGAGGCGCCCGAGGCCAACGGGGACGUCGGCUCCGGGCUGCCCGUCAGGGCCCGCCGAGGCCGGCCUUCCUUCGGGCGCUGAGGCCCGCCCGCCGCAUCCCGGCCCGGACCGCGGGACGAUGGGCCUCUGGGGGGGCACCGUACGGACCGGCCUGGGGUAUUUAUCGGCAUGUCCGGCUCGCUGGCCCUUUGCCCCAUGCGACUUCAUUUGAGCGCUCGCCCGAGCCUCCCGGCCCCCUUUAAAUGAAUGUAAGGUUCAUCGCAGCUGGGGAAAGCGUUUUGAAUCUUAGCAACCGAAUGUUACAUUGCACACUGUGAUUUUUUCUUUUUUAAAAAAAUAGGAAAAAAGCCACCAAAAAAAGAAGCACUUGCCGUGGCUUGUUUUGUUUCCUCCGAGAACCCUAACUCCAAGAGGUUUCGACAGACCAAAAGUGGAUGGAGAAUAUAUUGUGGAGGGAGGGGCCGAGGCCGGGAGGGGAGGGAAUGCAGGGGCAUCUAGGCCUCCGUUGUCCCGAAAGGAAUUCUGCGGAUGAACCGGGCCGGACAGCUAUCAAGUCCAUGCUUCCCGAGGGCCGAGCACUGGGCCGAGCGCUGGAGAAGAGGCGGAGAAUCAGAUUGGCUUUGAGUUUUAGAAGAAUGA